AUGGCAGACGGAGUCGAGACCGGCGCUCCUUACCCGCUGCCUCGAGUGACCAUCAAGUUCUGCACUCAGUGCAAAUGGAUGCUAAGAGCAGCAUACUACGCCCAGGAGCUGCUCUCAACAUUCUCAACCUCCCUGGGCGAGGUUGCCCUCCAGCCCUCCACAGGCGGGACCUUCGUAGUUGAGAUCUUCCACGCCCCCUUCCCAGCAACCACCACCACGACGGACCCCUCGCUAUCUCUGCCGCCACCAGCAGCAGAAGGAGGCCCCGCGGUCCAGGCCCGCACCCUCUGGGACCGCAAGGUCGACGGCGGCUUCCCCGAGACCAAGGAGCUGAAGCGCCGCGUGAGGGACGUGAUCGAGCCGGGCAGAGACCUCGGACACGUCGACAGGAACCACGCGAGGCCGGCCGCCGGGGCUGGGGCUGGGGGUGAGUCCGGAGCCGGCACGGAAACGCAGCAGCAGCAGCAGCAGCAGCAGCAGCAAGAGGAAGGGGAAGCGCAGGGGCACAAGGACAGGCCGUCCAGGGCGGAGCUGGAGGCCGCGGGCCCGGCCGGCGCCGGCUACCCGGGCUCGAGCGAGGCGGCCGCGCAGCUGGUCGGGGCCGCUGUGCAGGGUGGUGGUGGUGGUGGUGGUGGUGACGGCGGGAAGCCGCCGAAGGGCGCGUGUGAGAGCAAGGAAGGGUGCGAGGACUGUGAUUGA
Diaporthe amygdali is the source of this 699-nucleotide messenger RNA. Its product is annotated as selT/selW/selH selenoprotein domain-containing protein. The transcript has 3 exons. The record is from RefSeq and is a predicted model, not a curated record. Lineage: Eukaryota; Fungi; Ascomycota; Sordariomycetes; Diaporthales; Diaporthaceae. Bases 1 to 699 code for a protein of 232 amino acids.